Candida dubliniensis CD36 is the source of this 2427-nucleotide messenger RNA. It is a transcript of the gene HAK1, whose product is annotated as Hak1p. The transcript has a single exon. Bases 1 to 2427 code for a protein of 808 amino acids. Gene Ontology annotation, cellular component: membrane. The record is from RefSeq and is a predicted model, not a curated record. Gene Ontology annotation, molecular function: potassium ion transmembrane transporter activity. Gene Ontology annotation, biological process: potassium ion transmembrane transport. NCBI's taxonomy places the organism in Eukaryota, Fungi, Ascomycota, Pichiomycetes, Serinales, Debaryomycetaceae.
AUGGUAGGGUCAUCCGCGUCAAUUAGGAAAUCACAGGAUUCAGUUAAUGUUGAUAACAACUCAGAAAUUGAUCAGACUGAAUUAAGAUACUUUACUGAAGUUGAUAUUGAUGAACAACCAAGUAGCAACACUUUUGACGAAGAAGAAGAUAUUUCUUCUUCUGGUAAUUCAGUCAUUGAAGACGAAAAAGGUGCUUCAAACAAACAAUCAUGGCGGAAAAUUCUAAUGCUUUGCUUCCUGUCGUUGGGAUCAAUUUAUGGUGAUCUUGGUACUUCCCCAUUGUAUGUUCUCAAUUCAAUCAAGUAUUCUUCCUAUCCACCCAGUAAAGAUGACAUUUAUGGUGCUGUGUCAAUCAUCUUUUACAUAUUUACCAUUAUUGUUAUAUUCAAAUAUGUGCUAAUUGUUUUGUUUGUGGGGGUUAAUUGUAAUCAUGGUGGACAAGUUGCCAUUUUUGCUAAAAUUGCUCGGCACUUGGGUAUUGGUCCCAAAGGGGUCAGUUUGCCUGGGGCCCCUGAAGCUUCUGACAUGCAAUUAUUAACCAGACAGGACACAACCACUUCAUCAAUCAAAUCUACUCAAACACGAGUUGAAAGAAUAAAGGAAAAUCCCAUGUUGCUUUCUUUCCUUCAGUAUUUUAUACUCGGUGCUUGUUUUCUUGGGAGUGCCUUGGUCAUGUCUGAUGGGUUAUUGACACCAACCACAUCGGUGUUGAGUGCAAUUGGGGGGAUUCAAGUUGCUAUUCCUUCUUUUUCCAAUGUUUUGGCGGUUUCUGAAGUUAUCCUUAUUGUCUUGUUUGUGGCGCAACAAUUUGGUGCCAGCAAACUUUCAUUUACAUUUGCUCCCAUUAUAUUUAUUUGGAUGAUUGGUUUGAUUCUUUGUGGCAUUUAUAAUAUUGUCAAAUAUAAUCCGGGUAUUUUCGCUGCAUUGUCACCUUAUUAUGCUAUCAAACUUUUGAAAUCAGGAUCAAUUGACGUCUUUUCAGGAGCAAUGUUGUCCAUCACUGGUACUGAAGCUCUUUUCAGUGAUGUUUCAGUGGUUGGUAGACUCCCGAUACAAUUGACUAUGGGAUUUUUUGUUUAUCCAGCUUUGAUUUUAUGUUAUCUUGGACAAGGUGCAUACUUGCUGAGCCAUCCAGAAGCCUAUUCCAAUCCAUUCUUUCUUUCAUUGCCCGGUGGUCAAGGUAUAUAUUGGACUAUGUUUGUUUUGGCUACACUUGCAACAAUUAUUGCUUCACAAGCAUUGAUCUUGCUGGUUUUUUCUAUUUCAUCACAAUUGAUAAACUUGGAUUGUUUCCCUAAAUUGAAAAUUGUUCACCUUUCUUCACACCAACGCGGUGAGGUUUACAUUCCAGUAAUGAAUUGGUUAUUAAUGAUUGGGGUGAUUUGUACAACUGCGGGAUUCAAAAACAGUAAUAAUGUCACUGCAGCUUAUGGAUUAGGAAUUUCGAUGGAUUUUCUUGUCACGUCACUGUUGAUAAUAAUUUGCUUAUUUUAUGUCUACAAUGCCAACAUUAUUUGGCCAUUAUUAUUCCUUUUAAUUUUUGUUCCCUUGGAAGUUUGUAUGGUGGUCGCCAACUUGAGAAAAGUACCACAUGGUGCUUGGUUCCCACUCAUGAUGGCAGGUAUAUUCUUCUCUUUUUUGUGUCUUUGGCGUUGGGCCAGAUCCAAAAAAGUCGAUCAAGAAUACGAACAAAGAAUCAAAAUUGGUGAUUUGUUCCCAUUCUUCGCAGCAAAGUCUGUAACUGUCGAUCUUAACCACAAUGCAGUUUCACCAAAUCAAUUAGAGGAUGAGCAACAGCAACAACAGCAACAACAAGUCUUGUCAUAUUCUAAAGAAGAUGUUAUUACCAAAUUUGGUACGGUCCCAUUAUCUAGACAUCCAGGAUUAGGGUUUAUGUAUGUUGAUUCCAUCAUGACCAACUCACCCAAUACUUUACCUCAAUUAUAUGGGAAAUUGGUUACCUCAUUUGCAUCCAUACCGUCAGAAUUUGUGUUUGUAGGUAUUCGAGUGUUAUCUAUUCCUUAUGUGAAUUCCGAUGAAAGAAUAUUGUUGGCACCAAUGAAAAUUCCUGGCCAUUAUAAAUGUAUAUUACGGUUUGGAUUUAUGGAAAGUGUUCAAAUUGAUAAAGAAUUAUGUUCAAAAAUAAUGGCGAGAAUCCCUGGAUUAAGUGUUUUGGCUCCUGAACAAUUGCAUAAUCAUCCAAUUAUUCAUUUCUUUGAAAAUGAUUUAAUCAGAUGUCAUCAAUAUCAUUCCGGUAAAAGAAAUUAUUUCAAGAAAUUUGGUCAUUUGAUAAGAAAAACUAUAAUCAACCAUAUCUAUAGUCCCUUAUAUUCUUUGACACAAGAUAAAGGAGGAUUUCUUUGGUAUGAUAACGAAAAAGAGGAAAGUGAAAAGAAAUUAUUUAUUGGAGGUAUUUCUAGAAUAUAG